CAAUCCUAGAAAGCCACGCGGUCCUGCCGGCGCGGUGCCGUGCUCCGCUGGGAUUGCUCCGAGCAUUUAUUUUGCAGGCCAAGGAGUCGUGGGAGAUGGACACCAAAGAGAAGCUGGAGCAGGCUGCCGUCGUCAAGGAGAAGGGCACGAUGUACUUCAAGGAAGGCAAAUACCUGCAGGCGGUGAUUCAGUAUGGGAAGAUCGUGUCCUGGCUGGAAAUGGAGUACGGUUUGUCUGAGAAAGAGUCGAAAGCCUCCGACUCCUUCCUCCUGGCUGCCUUCCUCAACCUGGCCAUGUGCUACCUGAAGCUGCGAGAGUACGCCAAAGCCGUCGAGUGCUGCGAUAAGGCGCUAGGACUGGACCAGGACAACGAGAAGGGCUUGUACCGGAGGGGAGAAGCCAGGUUAUUGAUGAACGAGUUCGAGCUGGCAAAAUGUGACUUCCAAAAAGUGCUGGAAGUGAAUCCACAAAACAAAGCAGCGAAAUCCCAGAUCUCCGUCUGCCAGAAGAAAACGAAGGAGCACAACGAGCGGGACCGGAGGAUCUACGCCAACAUGUUCGCAAAGUUUGCGGAGAGGGACGCAAAGCAAGUGACUGGUGGUGACCUCCUGGUCGCCGCUAAAAUGAAAUGUCAUCCCGUCUCUGGCAAGGCCAAGGGUAUUUUGAGACAUGAUAGUAUGGAUUUCCUGAACCUG
Molecule: messenger RNA, 695 nt
Organism: Fulmarus glacialis (Northern fulmar)
Lineage: Eukaryota; Metazoa; Chordata; Aves; Procellariiformes; Procellariidae
Product: peptidyl-prolyl cis-trans isomerase FKBP5-like
Exons: 4
Molecular function (GO): protein binding
Source: RefSeq, a predicted model, not a curated record